This is a messenger RNA of Lodderomyces margitis, 744 nucleotides long. RefSeq lists its product as uncharacterized. Gene Ontology annotation, cellular component: mitochondrion. Gene Ontology annotation, biological process: mitochondrial respiratory chain complex I assembly; mitochondrial electron transport, NADH to ubiquinone. The record is from RefSeq and is a predicted model, not a curated record. Lineage: Eukaryota; Fungi; Ascomycota; Pichiomycetes; Serinales; Debaryomycetaceae. The coding region runs from base 1 to 744 and encodes 247 amino acids. The transcript has a single exon.
AUGUCAGCUAAAACAUUAGGUCCCACCAAGUUACUUAAGAACAUAUUCGCCAAACAAAAUGAAUUAGUCAAAUCAUCAAACACCAUACUCAACUUUAAGACGCUGCCAGAAACAACAAUAGGCAAUAUACUCACGAGGUCUGAUAAAGAGAUUGGCGGAUACAGCUCAUCAAACUUUGAUUACGAUCCUGUUGAGAAAUGUGGACACUUUCAUGGCAACUUGUCAUUAGACUUGCCUAAGGACAACCCCCAAGUGACAAGGUCAGGCUAUGCCAUGUUUAGGACCAGAGAUCAACCACUGAGCAUCGUAUGGGGUGACAAGUACUGGGAUUGGACACCAUACAAUUGCCUUGCAGCCAGAGUUAAAGGCGACAGAAGGAAAUACAUUGUCAAUAUACAAGCAAAUACGCCAUUGGUUACCGAUUUGUUUCAACAUCGGUUGUUUCUCCAAAACCCAGGACAUUGGGAAACAGUGGUGAUUCCACUUAAUGACUUUGUCAUGACCAAUUGGGGUGUCAUUCAAGAUGGAUCGGAACUCAACAAGUCAGAAGUCAAGUCAGUAGGCAUUGGAUUGCUUGACAAACAAUAUGGCCCUUUCUCAUUAAAGAUUGAUUGGAUCAAAGUCAUUAGUGGUGUUGAAGUGGCUGAGAUUGCUAAGGGUGAGAAUUUGACAAUUUUGAAUGAUGAUGCAACCGAAGAAACGCCACUUUACGGACAUGACACUUUUAAUAAGGAGAAUCACUGA